AUGGAUAACAUGCAAUCUGAUUUGUCUUUUUGGGAUCUGGCAAAUUUGGCCCGAGAUAGAGGUUCAGAUUCUUUGUUGGCCAAAUUUGUAGCUAUUAUGUGGGGCCUUUGGUAUAGAAGGAAUAAAAGGAUUUAUGAGAAUAUUUCUAUGCAUAUUAAUGUGACUGUUAAUAAUGCUCUUUCUUUACAACAAGAAUAUGCACAGGUGCAGUUUUUUGAUGUUUCAAAUCAGAAGAUUAAUAAGGUGGUAAGAUGGCAUCCUCCUCCUAUGGAUUUUCUAAAAUUGAAUAUUGAUGGGGCCACUUUUAAUGAUCAAUCUAUUGCUGGGAUUGGAGUUGUGUUGAGAGAUCAUAAUGGUGAGGUUGUAGUGACUUGUUCUAAGGUUGAGAAAGAGGUCUCCUCUGUUGAGUUCAUUGACGCAAUUGCUCUUCUUAGAGGCUUACAGCUGUGUGUUCAAUGGGGUGUCCCAAAAAUUAUGCUUGAAAUCGAUUGUUUGAUAUUGGUUAAUGCUUUGAAUGCAAAUUUUGAAUGUCUAACAGAUUUUGAAUUUAUUCUUCAAGACAUUCGAAGACUUAUAGAUGGCUUCCAAGAAGUUAAAGUUGUGCAUGUCAACCGCUUAGGCAAUUUGGUGGCUCAUCGUUUGGCAAGACACGCUUGGUUGAUUGAUGAUAUUUGUAUGUGGUGGGAUUAUUGUCCUUCAUUUGUUAGUCAAGUUAUAUGGCUUGAUAAACUUUCUAUUUGUAAGGAUACUUGA
Molecule: messenger RNA, 753 nt
Organism: Carya illinoinensis
Lineage: Eukaryota; Viridiplantae; Streptophyta; Magnoliopsida; Fagales; Juglandaceae
Exons: 1
Coding region: 1-753 (250 amino acids)
Molecular function (GO): nucleic acid binding; RNA-DNA hybrid ribonuclease activity
Source: RefSeq, a predicted model, not a curated record